ACGGUAAAUCUCAGUGGUCCGCAAGUAUGGCGGAGCCGACUGUUCGUAUGCCAGGGAUCGUCCUCGCUUCACUGAUGUUUCAGCAUGUGAACAGUGAUUCAGACGUAGAAGGCCUCAUUCUUGGAGAGAGCAAGUUGGAAGAGCAGAUUACCAUCAGUGACUCUCAAGCUGAUCACAUUCAGAUCGAGGAAAUAUACAAUAUCCAAAAACACAUAACCUGCCACAAACUGAAUAACUUCUGUAACGGUAUGGGAGAGGUAAACCUGGAUAAACUAAAGAAAAUCUUGGCAGACAGUAAACAGAGUGUGAUUGGUUGGUACAGACAACGCAGGAACACCGAUCAACAAAUGACGUUUCGAGAAAAGGUCAUCCAUGAGAACCUGAAGAAAGCGUUGUCCAACCCUCACAUGAUCUUUCUGCUGCUGACGCCCAGCAAGUUAACACCACCAGGCUCAACUCACAGGACGGAGUAUGCUGCUUUUAUAUCACACGGCAGACAGUUCAUAAAUGUUCCUGUGUUGGUCAACAACCUGGGUUUGUUGGAGCAGCUGGCGUACUGGAAGGUGUCUGCAGCUUGUUCAGCAGCAGGUUACAGCCGCACCAUGAAGAAACACGGGUCAGUGUUUUUCAACUCAACUGGGUCACUAAAAGAAGUGAAUGAAGUUAGCAAAAUGUAUGACUCUUUGCAGUUCGAACUGCGGAAAGCCUGCAGGGACGUUGAGGAGAGUGAACGACGGGUUGAAACAUUGCUGGCAGAUGUUGCAGCUCUGAGGAAACGAGUUAAUGAGAAGAGAGGACACAGAAUGGAAAAAGCAGACACAGACGCCUUCCCACCCGAGCCAAAGAAGAACAUGCUGCUUCAUGAGGCCCUUGAAGCCCUGUUAUCCUGCUCCCCUUUAUUCCAGACACAGACUUUAACCCUCCAGGCCUUUCCCGUGCCAGAGCUCUGCUGCAGCGCUGAUAGUGGCACAGAUGUGACCACAACACUGCUCGGUCCAGAGGAGGUAUCGAACAACGACAGCAGCAGAGCCAUCUCUCGAAAAAGACUGAAAAAAGUGCCGGUGAGGGAGAAUAAAAAAAGCAGAAAGAGCGAAUCCCAGUGUGCAACAUUAACACUGGGUGUCAGUGUAUCGGCCAGUCAAGAGGAUACUGCCACUGCAGUCGAUGAUGAUUAAAGGAGCAGUUCAUGAGUUAGCGUCCAUUCCAGUCUCCUCUACAACAGAUGUGACUGGUAACUGGUUCUUAAGAGCCCCAAAAUUGCAUAAACAAAGCAAAAAAACACCUUGCACAGCGAAAUCCACCUGUUCUAAAGCCAAACAAUCAUACAGAUUCCAGAAAUAUUGAUCUUAUUGCCAUUUUUUUCAUUUCUGAAUGAACUGUUUCUUCAUUGAUAACUGGCUUGAUGGACCUUCAUCACUGUCAGUCAUGAUUUGUUGCUUAUAUAUUUGGUGUGCUGUGGAUCAGUUGUUCUCAACUGGUGGGUCAUGGUCCAAAACUGGACUGCCGGUCAACUAUGAGUGGACCACAGGUGUAAGGGGUCUGCUUAUCACCCAAUUACCUGUGCACAAAAUCAAGAAAAAGUUUAACUAAUAAUUCCUUAAUAAAGGAGUUUGAUGUAGCGUGCAGAACAUUCAUAGUGCAUGACAACAUUGUAGUUUCCUGCACUUUUCCUUUUGCACAGUCAGUCUAGCUGGCUGUGGCCGUAGCUGAUGUGUGGACCCUGUGACGACACCACAGCUAAUCUCGUUCCUGAAUUGAAGCUGUGACUUCCCCAGGCUUCUGUGCAUUUACUAAAUUUCCCAAGCAAAAGUAAAUGCAGUGAGGUUAACACUUUCUUCAGGUUCUCAUGGAUGACCUUUUUUACACACACCCAUUAUUUUAGCAGUUUGAUGGUUUUCUAAAAGGGUUUGGUAUGAUUGUAGUUGUGCUGAGGCUCCCACUGACUGAUAUGGGUGCUGCUAAAUGUGCACUUGUUAGUAUAGAGGUGUCAAAUUAUCAGUAGUUGUCUGUCUCACAACUGUAAAUAUGAUGAAAACUGUAAUGGAAUUGUUGAGAGGUAUACCUUUUUGAUAAAAUAAAACUUGCA
This is a messenger RNA of Myripristis murdjan (pinecone soldierfish), 2086 nucleotides long. RefSeq names its product abraxas 1, BRCA1 A complex subunit (gene abraxas1). The record is from RefSeq and is a predicted model, not a curated record. Bases 27 to 1175 code for a protein of 382 amino acids. The transcript has 9 exons. Gene Ontology annotation, biological process: protein K63-linked deubiquitination; attachment of spindle microtubules to kinetochore; mitotic spindle assembly. Gene Ontology annotation, molecular function: polyubiquitin modification-dependent protein binding; microtubule binding. Lineage: Eukaryota; Metazoa; Chordata; Actinopteri; Holocentriformes; Holocentridae. Gene Ontology annotation, cellular component: nucleus.